AUGGCGGCGCCGCCGAGCCCGGUUCGCGGCGCGGCGUCGCCGGAGCAGGAGCCGUUCGGCGCCAGGGCCGCCCCGGACGCGAAGGCCUCGCGCGGCUCCCAGCCGGCCGCCAAGAAGCUGAAGGGCGCCGAGGAGCGGAGCCUGAAGGGCGCCAAGCGCCUCAACGGCGAAGGGGGCGGCGGCGCGAGCGGCAGGCAGCCGCCGCCGGCCGCCGUGCCCGGCUACAGCCUCCCCGCGGCCUGGAGCUUCCCCGCGCUGCAGCCCGGGCCCUCGGCGGCCGCGGGCGCCUUCGCCUUCCCGCCGCCGCUGCCGCGGAAGCUGCUGCCGCCCGCCGUGCUGCUGCCGGCGCCGUCGGCCGCCUUCGCGCAGCACCAGCACCGCCACCACCGGCACGGCCUGGCCGCGGCCGCCGAGGCGGGCGGCAGCGCCAGGCCCAAGAGGCCCAAGGAGAAGCGCGACAAGGAGAGGAGGAAGCACGGAGCGCUGCCCGCGCUGGCGGCGGGCGGCGAUGGCGGCGGCGCGGCCCGCGAGGAGAACGGCGACGUGAAGCUGCUGCUGCAGAGAGCUCAAAUCAAAGACAAAAUAAAAGAAAGGGAUAAGAAGCARAAAGAGAAGAAGAAGCACAAAAUAAUGAAUGAAAUCAAGAAAGAAAACGGGGAGGUCAAAUUAUUGCAGAAAGGUGGGAAGGAGAAACCAAAAACCAAUGCAGAAGAACUACAGAUUAAAAAAGUUAAGAAGAAAAAGAAAAAGAAACAUAAAGAGAAUGAAAAAAGGAAGCGUCCAAAAAUGUACAGCAAAUCCAUUCAGACCAUCUGCUCAGGAUUGGUUUCUGAUAUUGAGGAUCAGGAAGCCAAAGGCAUCAUAGAUGAUCAUCUUAAGGAUUUCAAUGGGAAAAAUAUGGAUCCCAAGAAGGACUAUGAGUCCAAGAUACCAGAGAACAGUGAGUUUCCAUUUGUCUCGUUAAAGGAGCCACGGGUUCAAAAUAAACUCAAAAGGUUGGACACAUUGGAGUUCAAACAGCUGAUUCAUAUUGAGCACCAGCCUAACGGAGGUGCAUCAGUUAUCCAUGCCUACAGUAAUGAACUCUCCCACUUAUCUCCUGUGGAGAUGGAGAGAUUUGCAGAAGAGUUUGUGGGUCUGGUUUUUAGUGAAAAUGAAAACUGUGCAGCUUACUAUGUAAUGGGUAUUGUUCAUGGGGCAGCUACUUACUUACCUGACUUUUUAGACUACUUUUCAUUUAAUUUUCCCAAUUCACCAGUGAAAAUGGAGAUUUUGGGAAAGAAAGAUAUAGAGACAACGACAAUGUCAAAUUUUCAUGCUCAGGUAAAAAGAACAUACUCUCAUGGUACUUAUAGAGCUGGCCCAAUGAGACAGAUCAGCCUAGUUGGAGCAGUUGAUGAGGAAGUGGGGGAUUACUUUCCUGAAUUCCUUGAUAUGUUGGAAGAAUCACCUUUCUUAAAAUGUACACUGCCGUGGGGAACACUUUCUAGUUUAAAAUUAGAGAGUCGUAAAGACAGUGAUGAUGGUCCCAUCAUGUGGGUACGUCCAGGAGAGCAGAUGAUCCCUGUGGCUGACAUGCCAAAGUCACCUUUCAAAAGGAAGAGAACUACCAAUGAAAUAAAAAACUUGCAGUACCUACCUCGAACCAGUGAGCCCCGUGAAAUGCUCUUUGAGGACCGGACGCGAGCCCACGCAGAUCACAUAGGCCAAGGUUUUGAACGGCAGACUACAGCUGCUGUGGGAGUGCUGAAGGCUGUGCACUGUGGAGAGUGGUCUGAGCAGCCUCGUAUAACCAAAGAUGUAAUUUGUUUUCACGCUGAAGACUUCUUGGAGGUAGUUCAGCGAAUGCAGUUAGAUUUGCACGAGCCUCCACUCUCACAGUGUGUCCAGUGGGUUGAUGAUGCAAAACUUAAUCAACUGCGAAGGGAAGGUAUUCGAUAUGCCAGAAUUCAAUUAUUUGAUAAUGACAUUUAUUUUAUUCCGAGGAAUGUUGUACACCAGUUCAAAACAGUUUCAGCUGUGUGCAGCUUGGCUUGGCAUAUCCGACUCAAGCUGUAUCAUUCAGAGGAAGAACUUUCCCAAAAUACAAAUACUGUUGAAGCAGGAACAUCUGCAGACCCCAAGUCUUCGGUUAUUGGACUUCAGACAGACAACAGAAUUUGCACGACAAGCAAAAAUACCUCCGAAGACACCAAAUUUUCAGAUACUCUGCAGACAAAGUAUCUGCAGCAGGAACUUACAUCAAUAAAACAUCAACCUAUUGCAUCUCACCGAGUAAAAGAAGAAUCCAUGAAUGUUGAUCUGGCCGGAAAGACAGUGGCACCUAAUGACACGGAGGGCCAGAAUGUUCAGACUAGGUUGGAUCACGUUGAGCUGACACCAUUUAAGUUUGAAGUGGAUUCUAAAUUUGAACCUGGCAACAAGGACAUAAAAGACAAGAUAUGUCCUGGAAGUCACAUACACCCGGAUGAUACGAGACAACACAGUUCGUCAUAUCCAAAUCUGCAUGGACAAAGAGAGGAUGAUUUUUUGUGCUAAAUUUGUAUAUAUGGUUUUAAAUUCCUUUUUAAACUUAAUGACGUAAUAAUGUAAAGAUUCAUAAAAUUCUGUGGGGCAAGUUUGUGACUUGUCUUCGCAUCUGUUACAGAAAAUAGUUAUGUAGCUUUGUAACAUUCCUCAGUGCCUGUCCAUAACUGUGAAGUAUCAAAGCACUUAGGGCCAGAUGCACUGUAAACACUGCAGGUUUAACAUAAAGAAGUCUUUAAAUAAUUUUGAGUUGUAGGUUUUAGAGUAGAGCUGACAUUUAACAUAUAUAUUUUUUGUAAGAUGAGCCAGAAUUCUUUUUGACAAUUCCAGGCUUUUCCAUAGAGCUUAUUUAUACCAAUUUUUUCAUUUUAAAUGUGUCAGCACUGUAGUGUAAAUAUCUUUUUUAAAAAUCUUUUUAGUGUGAUUUAUACUGAAAUGUGAGCCGCUUAAUAAAGGUUCAUAAUAACAAAUUGGUUUUAUUUUUGGGUCUGCAAAAAAAUAAUUCAGUUAAAGCUGCCUCUUUAAAUGGUUAUGUUUCUACCUGCACUAAUGCAUAGGAUGCCCUUCCUCCCUUCCGGAGCGAGGAGCUGUAGCAAACCAAGGUAGAGUUGAGGCAUUCCUUGUAAAUCGAGAAUAUUCAGAGUGGAAGAUCAGCCCUCCCUUCGCCAGGUUUCUGACUGUUGAGGCGCUCCCUGAACCGCUGUGGCCAGGGGAGCGGAGAGGCCGCCCUUCCCGCCCGCCAUUUUGUGCUGUGGUGGCCGCCUCUCUGUGGGUGAGCAGGGCCGAGGGAGCAGACGCCCUCGGGUGCUYGUUUUCUGCCCUUUACAGGCCACAGUUGAGCUUUUACUUCAAAAUGUGAAGGGGAUCUGUUUUCUUGAAUCACUUAGCUGACUAAAGUAGGGUAGAAACUAUUUCUGACUGCAGGAUGGCCUCCAUUUUAGCAGCGACCCACAACUCCCGAGGCGUGUUUGCAUCUGAGUUGCUCCAUACGCCGGUAGUGUGAGGCAAUAAAGAUGCUYACCAGUAUUCCCAGUAGGAAGACUCCGCAUGAGUCUCAGUUUGGAAGUAAAAGCUAUUUAAAUAAGAAAAUAACCAUGGCGUCCAAGUUACCUGCUCACCUCACCGCACGCUUCUAGAGCGCUAGUUGUGCCAAGCYGUAUUCUGAGGGAAGAAGACUUUGAGGCUAAGCUAACAUCCAAUGUGGUAAUAGCAAACACUCUGUAAUUUAACUUAUUUAAUUCUGUGUGUAACAUAUUGCUGUAUAGCUCAAACACAUCUGAACYCUAUUUCAGGUAGCUACAGAUAGCAGUAAGCUGCCCUGCAGUGUGUCCUUCAACUAAAUAUUUAAAACUUAAGAUCCUAAGCCUGUUGUUCUUUUUAAGUAUCUUUGAUUUUUUURUUGUUGUUUUUUUCCCAUAUAAGUUGCUAAAAGUACAUCCUUUUGUGCCCAAGUUAUAACCUUUGAUACACUUUAAUGAUCACUUUUGGCUUUAUUUGUAGCAAUAGACCAAUGUGAUUUCUUUUCCAGGCGAUGUCUAGUCCAACUACCUGAGGCCCUUUCAUUGUUGCAAAUGUGUUUUCCUCGCAAGGCUGGUAUAAUUGAAGAUGUUACUUCAUACUUAUGCAUGGCACUGGCAUCAGGCAUUUAACUUGAUGAGUGCCCUAAUUUGUUUAAUCUGAAAUAGAUCUGUCAAGGAAUUGUUAAUCAACAUUUGAAUUCCUAAGCAUUACUCCUGCAUAGCCAUAACUACGUAUUAGAGAAGCAAUAGAAACUCUUGGAUGUGGCUARUAUUUCCUUAAGAGUCAUUGCUAUUUUCAUUAAUGCUGGUUAAGAAAUUACUACCAGUUCUGCAGCCUCAGGGAUCUUGCUUUUUUCUCACUCCAUAAGCAAGUGGUUCGUGUGGCAUGGUAAGUUAUAUUAGCCUAGCACGUUCUGAUUUGAAAAACAAAUUAUUUCACUUACCUUGAGUCUUCUCAACAGAAAUACAAUCUCAGCUCCUCUUGUUUUCUGGGUUUUCUGUAAACUUCCUCCCGUGAUGUCAGUGGCUUCACGAGCACAUGCACAAGUUUGUAGCCUCCAUUUCCCUUCUGUGCGCCAGCUGUCCGAGAAYAGGAAAAGGGAAGAGGUUCACAUUUUAGUUUGCACCAGGCAUGCAGCUUAUGAGGUGGGUUAGCAGGGGGCUCCAGCUUCAUCAAAUUUACUCCGCAGAUGCUGGUUUUGUUGUUGUUUAUUUGUUAGSUGAUUUGUCUCAUUGAUACACUGGUGAUCCCAUGUUGAUUCUUUGUUAUGGUUCAAACAUUUUUCAUUAGUUUCAGAUUUUACUAAAAAAUAUGCAUAUCCCCARUGACAAACCAUGUUCUGCAUCACAGGUCUUGUCCAUACUGAGAAAAAAUGAUCUUUAGAAAUAGUUUAGCACAUAUAUAUGUGUGCACUUCAAGCUUAAUCCCCCCACUUUUUUUUCCCCCCAUUUAAAAACCUGCUCACUCUCUUGGCCUCAGCCGUAGCUGCUCAGGUGUGUCAUGGCUCUGCAACUUUGCCUCUUCUGAGCAACCUGAUUUUUUUUUCAGAGUUUUAAAGUGUAUUGAUUCUCACAGCAUCCUUUAAUUUUUUUUGAGACAAACUAAAUCCCAAUUUGUGGACAGAAUUCCUUGUGAACAAAAUAUGAAGAGCUGCAAUUACCAAUUGCUGUGAGAAUUUCCUUUGUAUUUGAAGGUGUAAAAAUUUUGGGUUGAGUAACUAUAUUAAUAUAUACUUCUUAGUUUGCUUAAAAAAGAAAAGCUGAUUUUGUCCUCUACCUGUAAUGUAAUCAUUUUGAUGUGGUUGCUUUUUAAGAGGGGAGUACCUUUUCUGAGAAUCUUGGCUCCCAAAUAGUUCACUUGUCUGACAAAAGUCUUGCUUUGAUUUCAAGUGGUCCUGUGCUAUAAUUUUUAUUCCUGCCACAUACAACUUCAGACUUUUGCUUCAGCAAUAAAUCUUUCAUGCCUUCUGAUGUACUGGAAUUAGUCUUUGCUUGUUGCUUCCUCCCUGGAUUUUCAGUUUUAUGUAGAGCUUUUUCUAUUAACUUAUUUUCAAUGAUAUUUCCCAUAUUUUAGGUUUUUCUUUUGGCUCUUUGCUCUUCUGCAGACUGGAUAAAUCUGCCUAAGGCCUAUUGACUCUAAUGCAGUGGUAUUCAACCUGCGGGCUUGCAGUAGUGCUCCCGUUAAAGCUGAGAUGUGCAGAACUUCAGAAAUGUUUCCCUAGAGACUGGCACCUUAUUUGUGGGUAGUUCCUACUAGUGGCAGCARCUUCCCUUUUCACUGC
Nothoprocta perdicaria is the source of this 5827-nucleotide messenger RNA. It is a transcript of the gene RSBN1L, whose product is annotated as round spermatid basic protein 1 like. The coding region runs from base 1 to 2538 and encodes 845 amino acids. The record is from RefSeq and is a predicted model, not a curated record. The transcript has 8 exons. NCBI's taxonomy places the organism in Eukaryota, Metazoa, Chordata, Aves, Tinamiformes, Tinamidae. Gene Ontology annotation, cellular component: nucleus.